Guillardia theta CCMP2712 is the source of this 786-nucleotide messenger RNA. RefSeq lists its product as hypothetical. The record is from RefSeq and is a predicted model, not a curated record. Lineage: Eukaryota; Cryptophyceae; Pyrenomonadales; Geminigeraceae. Bases 1 to 786 code for a protein of 261 amino acids. The transcript has 10 exons.
AUGAAGAAAGGUUUCAUGGAGUCCUCUCGUCGCAAGCCUCUCUACGACGACUCAAGCAGCUCAUCAGACACGUCUGGACGCACCAUGAAGCUCGGCGUUGCAUACAAUGUCUACGACGGCGAGGAGCUCCUUCUUGACAGCAUCAGAUCCAUCAAGAGCAACGUGGACUACAUCUGCGUCGUCUACCAGACGGUCUCCAACUUCGGCAACUCAGCGCAUCCUGAUCUCGAGAAACGACUUCAGUUCCUGGUAGACAAUGGAUACGUCGAUGAGCUGUACAGAUACGAGGCCAAGGUUUUCAGCAACGACGAGAAAGAGGCUUUGUGCUCUCCCGUCUCCAACGAGCUGGGCGGGCCGCCGAGCAUGGUCUCGAAUCAGUUCUUCAACGAGCUCACCAAGAGGGAGCUCGGGAGGCAGAUGUGCGCGGCGAAGGACUGCACGCAUUUCAUGUCCAUGGAUACGGAUGAGUUCUAUCGGGAAGACGAGCUUGCGUACGCCAAGAAGAAAAUCCUUGAAGAUGACUUGGACGGCACAUCAUGCAAGAUGAGGUUUUACUUCAAAGAGGUGCCGCUGAUCUACAAGAUCAAACCCGGAUCCCCUCUCCUGCUAGCCCAUCCCUAUCCUUGUAUCGUUGAUCCGACGCGAAGGAUGGCUAACUGCCAGCGGUUUUAUCAGUUCUCGAGGGAGGAGAUCGAGAUGCAUCACUUCAGCUUUGUGCGGGCGGACAUGUCCUCCAAGAUGAAGAAUGUGUCGAACCGAGACAAUCACGACGGAGCAUUGCAGUAA